Molecule: messenger RNA, 1074 nt
Organism: Stegostoma tigrinum
Lineage: Eukaryota; Metazoa; Chordata; Chondrichthyes; Orectolobiformes; Stegostomatidae
Gene: npas4l
Product: neuronal PAS domain protein 4 like
Exons: 7
Coding region: 1-1074 (357 amino acids)
Biological process (GO): regulation of transcription by RNA polymerase II
Molecular function (GO): protein dimerization activity; RNA polymerase II transcription regulatory region sequence-specific DNA binding; DNA-binding transcription factor activity, RNA polymerase II-specific
Source: RefSeq, a predicted model, not a curated record
AUGACAGUGGGAUCGGGUGGUCGGCGCUGGAGGACCGAGGGAUCCGGGGAGACGAUGGCAGGCGCUCGAUCUCCCUGUGAUCCCGGAGCACAGCAAAACGGAUCACACGGUAACCAGCUCACCAGGAGAUCACGAUCGACAAAAGGAGCCUCUAAGGCCCGCCGCGACCUCAUUAACUGUGAGAUACGCUCCCUCCGGAACCUACUGCCCCUUACGGAGGAGGAGAAACAGAGCCUGUCCUACCUCCAGACCAUGGCCCUGGUCAACAUCUACCUUCACAAAGCCCUGUACAGCCUGGGAGGUCGGGAUGAACCUGGAUCUUCUCCAGGCCCAGGCCCAGGCCUGGAUUUCCUGCCGGCUCUCCCGGGUUUCCUGAUCACCAUCACACCGCGAGGCAGGAUCCUACAGCUCUCCGACAACGUGCACCAGUUUCUGGGCUUCUCCAUGGUCGAUGUGCUGUCACACGGGGACAGCUUCUAUGACAUGCUCGAUGGCAGGGAUGUGGAGCACGUGCAGAACUCGCUUCAAUCUCCAGCCGCACCAAACACAGGGCGCAGUUUCCUGUGCCACGUGCGGUGCUCGAAGGCGACGAGGCUGCGUGGAGACGGCCUGCUCCUGGUGCUCGUGACGGGGCAGUACUCGGCCGCGCAGCGCGGCCACUGGCCGCCCACCGCAGGCCCGGUGUUCAGGGGGCUCUGUGCCCCAGUGCAAUGGUCAGCACUGCCCAGGGAGCUCGGGAACUGUGCCGGAAUGUUCCACAGCCAGCACUGCGCCGAGCUCAAACUGACCGCCAUUUCACACAGUGUGGUCUAUUUCCUCGGCUACGACCACCAGGAUCUCCAGGGCACAUCAUGGUACAGUUUGCUGCAUCCUGCCGACAUCAUGCUGUGCCGUUCCCAGCAUCAGCACUUAUUGUUGAGGCAGAGGCAGUGUAUUUACGCCGAAGGUGGUUUCCGCAUGAGCCAGCUCUCCGUUCCUCUGACCUCUCCUUUCUUCACACUUUCCGGGGUGCUCGGCUGCCAACUCCCUCUGCCAAUAUCCGUACCCUACAAGCUGGCACCUCCUCAUGGUUGA